AUGCUGUCUCAAGCCAGGACCAUCUUCCGCAAGCUUCGUGGUAGUAACAGCCGUAGUAGCCGUGGCAAGGAGCCCGCGCCAUCCGCGCCGGCCACAACGGUAGAGAGCGGAAUUGUUGACCCAUCCCCUCGCGCCAUCCAUGUUAGCGAUGCGAAGCGGUCACCCACCAAGCUCCCCCGUAAGCCCUAUUCCGAUGCACAGUCCAUAACCAUGAUCGUCGUGGAUACUAAAGGCGCCACCGACUACUGGAAGUUGUAUAGGCUACUCCUAAGAGAGAAGAAAUACGGCUACGAGUUCGACCCUACAGACGAGCCCGAGACAGAUUACUUUUGCGGCAAUUAUAUCUAUAAUGUCUGCUUUAUCCCGCCUAGCACCUCAAGUGCUUACUACUGCCUUAUGCAACAUAUCUGUCUCGUCUUCACGUACGACGCUUCAUCGAGGGACUCGUGGGACGAAGUAGUCGCCGUCUACGAGAGGAUACGUAACCGCUACAAAGACGGGGUCCUUCCCUUUCUUACGAUAAUGAUCGCCGCUAUAGACGAAGGUGAAGCCUCCGUGUCGCACGCGGAAGCCGAGGCGUUUGCAACCCAGCGGGACUAUCUCUUUAUUAAGUUCUCGCCUACAACUGGGCGCGGCAUCUGCGAUGCGGUCGGCUUGGUAGUUGAACUGGCGUAUGGCGCUCGUGAUCAAUAUACUAUGGAUAAGAAGGGUUAUGCCCAGAGAUAG
This is a messenger RNA of Penicillium arizonense, 726 nucleotides long. RefSeq lists its product as uncharacterized. Lineage: Eukaryota; Fungi; Ascomycota; Eurotiomycetes; Eurotiales; Aspergillaceae. The transcript is spliced from 3 exons. Bases 1 to 726 code for a protein of 241 amino acids. The record is from RefSeq and is a predicted model, not a curated record.